Molecule: messenger RNA, 231 nt
Organism: Rotaria sordida
Lineage: Eukaryota; Metazoa; Rotifera; Eurotatoria; Philodinida; Philodinidae
Source: the annotation of a GenBank genome assembly
AUGACAUCAACUGAAGUUGAACAAAUUAAUGAACAUCAACAUCAUAUAUCUGAUGUUCUCUAUGAAAUGAUAAAAUUAGUUCAUGAGAUACAAAAAACCGAUUCAGAAAAACCAGUUAAUAUGGAAGAUGAAGAUACACAAGAAACAUUAGAAAAUGAAGAAUUGAAAGAUAGCGAAAACGAAGAUAUGGAUGAACAUUUACAUUUACAAAAUUUUAAAACUGAUUUAUAA